CACCAACCCGUCUGAGUCGUCUUCCAGCUUCGCCUCGAGUGAUCCAGUCCACCUUCCAGCGUCGUCAAUGGCGUCUCCCUCCCCCAAACCCUAGCCCCUCCCCUCCCCUUCCAACACCAGCCAUGGGAUCCCACCCGGCGCCGCCCGCGACCUCCCGCACGGCCCUCUCCCCAUUCGCGACGCUCGACCCGGCCGCGCUCGCCGCGCUCCCGGCCACCACCCCCAUCACCGUCCGCUCCGCCGCGCUCUCCGCGCCGCACCUCCUCUACCUCGGCACGGGCGGCGGCAAGCUGCUCCUCUUCUCCCUCCAGACCCCCUCCGCCCCCGAGUUCCUCCGCCUCGUCCCCACCGGCGCCACCCGCCCCGUCUCCGCCAUCCUCCCGCUCCCCUCCGUCUCCCGCGUCCUCCUGCUCGCCGACGGCGCCCUCCUCCUCGCCGACCCGCUCCUCGCGCGCCCCGUCCGCCGCCUCGGCUCCCUCCGCAACGUCGCCGCCGUCGCCGCCUCCUCCCCCUCCCCCUCCUCCUGCUCUCUCGCGGUCGCUGUCGGGAAGAAGCUGCUCGUCAUCGACCUCACCCUGCGCGAGGCCGACGAGCUGGAGGUCCAGACGCGCGAGAUCGCCGCCGGCCCCGCCGUAGACGCCAUCAGCGUGCUCGCCUGGGUCGGCGAGGACUCGGUCUUCGCUGGCGCCGCCUCGGGGUACUCGCUCUUCUCCACCGGCGGCGGCGGGACGGGGCAGAGCGUGGACAUAUUCGCUCUCCCGGAGUCGGCCGGGUCGCCCAGGAUCAGGCCGCUGUCCGGGGGCGAGGAGGUGAUGCUCCUGGUGGACAAUGUCGGCGUGGUUGUCGACCGGUUCGGGCACCCUUCCGGAAGCAGCUUCGUGUUCAACAGCAGGCCGGAUUGCAUCGCCGAGGUAUUUCCGUACGUGGUGGUGGCCGGGGAGUCUAAGUUGGACGUGUACAGGAGGAGGAACGGGGCGCACUUGCAGACCAUCGCGAUCGAGAGUAGCCGCGCUGGUGCGUUGACCGUGGCGAGUGAUGAUAAGGUCGUUGUGGUCGCUACGGCUUAUAAGGUUUUCUGCUACAUCAAAGUAUCUGCAGUGGAACAGAUCAAGGCACCAUUGCGAAGAAAGAGUUAUAGGGAAGCUAUUUCUUUGUUGGAAGAGUUUGAAUCUGAUGGUGAAAUCUCGAAGGAUAUGAUCUCCUUUGUCCAUGCACAGCUUGGAUUCUUACUAUUCUUUGACUUGCGUUUUGAGGAUGCUGUUAAUCAUUUUUUGCUGUCGGAGACUAUGCAACCAGCAGAAAUAUUUCCAUUCAUCAUGCGGGAUCCUAAUCGCUGGUCGGAUCUGGUGCCAAGAAAGCGUUAUUGGGGCUUGCAUCCUCCUCCUAAGCCUCUUGAAGAAGUUAUUGACGAUGGACUGGUAACACUUCAACGGGCAUUGUUUCUCAAAAAAGCAGGUGUGGACACAGUUGUGGAUGAAGAUUUCCUUUCAAAUCCUCCAAGUAGAGCUGAUUUAUUGGAACUAGCUAUCAGAAAUAUUAUCAGGUACCUGUGUGUAGCACGUGAGAAGACCUUGUCUCCUGCAGAGAUGGAAGGAGUUGAUACUCUUCUGAUGUACCUUUAUAGAGCACUCGAUCUUGUUGAUGACAUGGAGAGGCUUGCAUCAUCUCAAAAUAGCUGUGUUGUGGAGGAACUAGAAUCACUGUUGGAAAACUCUGGACAUCAGCGGACACUUGCUUUCUUAUAUGGUAGUAAGGGAAUGUGCUCCCAAGCUGUUGCUAUCUGGCGUAUCUUAGCAAGGAAUUACAGCACAGGUUUGUGGAAGGAUCGUCCUAAUCUGCCUGAAACGGACUCCCAUGAAGCUUUGGCUGAAAAAAUGUCUGGUGAGCAAAUUGCUGCUAUCGAAGCCUCCAAGAUACUUCAAGCAACAUCUGAUCAGGACCUUGUUCUGGAACAUCUUGGAUGGGUAGCAGACAUUGAUCAGGACCUUGCAACUGCAAUUUUAACAUCUGAGAUGCGGGAAAAACAGCUUUCUGCUGAAAAGGUUAUUGCUGCCCUUGAUUCAGGAAAGGUUGGGAUUCACCAAAGAUAUUUGCAGUGGUUGAUCGAGGAUCAGGGCUGUGAUGACCCUCACUACCACACAUCAUAUGCACUAUUGCUGUCAAAAUCUGCCAUGCAAGCAUUUCAUGUGGAGUCAAAUUCCAGAGAGAAAGAUGAUAGAGAAAUUGACUCCGAUGUACAGUUCAUUUUUUCGUUGAGAGAAAGGUUGCAAUUAUUUUUGCAAUCUUCAGACUUGUAUGAUCCAGAAGAAGUGCUUGAUGUUAUAGAAGAAUCUGAACUUUGGCUGGAAAAGGCAAUAUUAUAUAGGAAAAUGGGCCAAGAGAACAUUGUACUUCAGAUACUGGCACUGAAGCUGGAGGAUAGCGAAGCUGCUGAGCAGUACUGUGCAGAGAUUGGUCGAGAUGAUGCAUAUAUUCAGCUUUUGGAUUUGUAUUUGGACCCCAAAAAUGGGAGAGAACCAAUGUUCACAGCAGCUGUCCGACUUCUGCAUAAUCACGGAAAAUCUCUGGAUCCCAUACAAGUAUUGGAGAGAUUAUCCUCCGACAUGCCUCUUCAACUAGCCUCAGAUACAAUUUUGCGAAUGCUCAGAGCUCGGGUGCACCAUCAUCGCCAAGGGCAGAUAGUUCAUAGUUUAUCACUCGCGACAAACCUUGAUGCACGGUUGACAAGAUUAGAGGAGAGAUCAAGGCAUGUGCAGCUAACUGAUGAGAGCAUCUGUGAUUCAUGUCGAGCUCGGCUUGGCACAAAGCUGUUUGUCAUGUACCCAGACGACUCAGUUGUUUGCUACAGGUGCUACCGAAACCAAGGUGAUUCCGUUUCACGACGAGGCCGUAACUUCAGGAAAGAUGCUAUAUUUAAACAGAGCUGGCUUGUCAGUAGGUAGCGAAGUCUGCACAGUUCCCUCUGAAAACAGUCUAAAAUACAUACCAUGGUCGGGGCUCGGGGGCUCUGCGAUGCGUUAUCAUUCAUGGUGAAGGGGGUCAGACUCUGAUGGCCCUGGAAAUUGAUGAGCUCGGAAUGUGUUGAGAAGCCUGGUUGGCUCUCUGUGAUACUGUUUUCUUUUUUUCUCGUGACACUUGAAGAUGGGAUAUAACUUACAGGAAUAGUUUGUUAAUUAGUCAUCACACUGUAAAGGCGUAGAAAUGAGCAUUCUGGUAAAUGGCGUGUGUAACUGACGAGCAGAGAGAUAGAAACAAUAUUGACACAUACAUCAAUUUGACUAGUACAUCUCAGUCAUGAU
Molecule: messenger RNA, 3299 nt
Organism: Lolium perenne
Lineage: Eukaryota; Viridiplantae; Streptophyta; Magnoliopsida; Poales; Poaceae
Product: vacuolar sorting protein 3
Biological process (GO): vesicle-mediated transport; endosomal vesicle fusion; intracellular protein transport
Cellular component (GO): membrane; cytoplasm
Source: RefSeq, a predicted model, not a curated record